AGUACCAGCUGAUGAGAGGAUCAGCUGAUUGAGGUUCGUCUGGGGGCGGUUCCAGACUCCUGAGCCAAAACCAAAAUGAUUUCCGCGGAAAGUAGGCCGAGGUCCAAUACUGCAAGGGAAGGACAAGUUGACAUUCGUGAAGAUGAAGAACAAGGACUGAAGCUUUCAGAAAUUGUUGAGCUUUUAGUUGCCGCUGGUUACUUUAGGGCUCGAAUUAAGGGUCUAUCUCCCUUUGAUAAAGUAGUAGGUGGUCUAACAUGGUGCAUUGAGACUUGCAACUUUGAUGUGGAUGUGGAUCUUCUAUUCAGUGAGAAUCUUACUAUUGGUCAGAAAAUAGCUUUGACUGAAAGAAUUGUUAGAGUUGUGCAGUCCAUGAAAUGUCCACAUCAGCUAGAACCUCACCAGAUACAAGGUCUUGAUGCCAUACAUAUCUUUCCGGUCAUACAGUGGCUUGUAAAAAAAGCUUUGGAAACUAGAGAGGAAUUUGUUGACGAAACAAGGAACUUUACAAACUUCCUGUUUCACUCUUACUAUUCCACACCACAACAAGAAAAAAUCAAGGAAUCAUGGCCAACUGUAUCCAAGACCAUAUCUGAAGUACAGGGAUCUUAUGGACCCAAGAGAAGAUGGAGAAGAAAAAACUCUACACCACAGGAGUCAGAGAGCCAGCGUAUCCAGACAACACUGUUAGAAUAUGGACAACUGAGUUACAUGGGUAUAAAGAAAACACCUAACCAUGAUGAACCAGAUGCUAAUACAGAGAUGGCAGAAGUUGAGCAACUGAUGCAGUCAAUGGAUGUUGCUGAUGUUACUGAGGGUAAACUAAGUGCCCAGUAUGUGGGAAGCAUCGUCAGCACUCGUGUGAAUGAGAUUGCAGCCACCUCAAAGCACUACUCUGAACUCCAGCAACAGAUUUCUGAGGAGAUCCUAGGGGACAGUGCCUCUUCCCAUGCCCGCUUGGUUGCAACUUUAGAGAAACAGCGCACGGCUUUAUCCAAACAACUAGCAGAACAACAAAAGAAGGAAAAGGCUGAACACCAGAAAGUAGAGGAAUUGAAGGCCAAAUUGCAGGAUGUGAAACGGACUAGAACAGGAUUAGAACAAGAAAUACAAGAGCUAGGCAUAGUUGACACCAGGGAAAACAAUAAGCUAUUGGAACACCUCUCAAAACUAGUAGCAGAGAAUGAGGCAGUAAGGAAGAAAGAGGCUGAGUAUAAGGAUGGAUGUCGGAAAGAGUCAGAGAAGUUGAAGAAGGAAAUCAGUGAUUUACAAACAAGAUUAAAGGAAAUUGAUGUUGGAGAUGAAAUUACUGAAAGAUACACAGCAGAAAAGGAAAAGUAUUCCAAGAUGAGACGACAGCUGGCUAAAAAGACAAGGCAGGUGGAGGCAAUGAAACGCGUUAUAGAUGAUGUUCCUGGCCGGGCAGAGCUGUCACAGUAUCAGAGGCGCUUUAUUGAACUCUACAAUCAGGUUGCUGCCACACACAGAGAGACUCAACAGUUCUACAAUAUGUACAACACCCUGGCAGACACAAAAACUUACAUGGACAAGGAGCUCUCUCUUCUCAACUCAAUAUUAGAUAACAUGGCAAUUGCACUCAGUAAUUCAGCCAAUAUGGAUGAGUACCUUCAGCAACUAGAUACAAUAGUGGAGGGUAUACAUCAGAACAGAUUAAAGCUCCAGAAAAGGCAAGCAGAGGAAAGGUCACAUCGCAACACGCUGAGCGAUGAAUUAGCACGUCUCCAGGAGCUCAACCGUCAUUAUGCAAAAACAGUACAUCAGCUUGGACAAGAAAUAAAGAAAAAUGAAAUUCUACAUCAAAAAGUUACCCAAAAGAAAGAGUAGAGGACAUGUAGAUCAUUCUGUCCCCAUUCCAUCUUAUUGAAAAUAUAUAACCAUGUUUGCAGUGCUCUACAUGCACAAGAUUUUCACUAUGAAGAAAUUUAUUUGACUCAUUAAUAUAUUCUAUACUGGAUAUGGGACAAUGUUUUGGACUAAGCAUACGUAGUUUGUAUGCUUAGUGUAUUUUCAUAUGUAAUAUCAUGACAUGAUUUAUUUGAAACAAAGCAUAUUUUGAGAGUGAUAUAUCAUUAAGGAGUUGAAUUUUUAUAUUAUUUUAAAAUUUUGUGAUUUUGCAUUCCACAAAUGUAUAUGGUGCCUUUGGUUUUGUGUCUGUUAUAGGGUUUUAGAAUGAACAUUUUAAUUUUUACUGUAAUAAAUAAAAAUUAAAAAAUCUCUUUAUCAUAGACCUGCAAGACAAAAAUUAAGUGAUGUUAGAAAAUAUGCAUAGUAAUUUCACAGAAGAAUCUCUAAAACCCAAGACUUAUGUAUAUAUGUUUGUUGUGAUUGUGAUCUUAUAUAGUAAUUUCAUAGCUGUUUUUACAACAGCUCUAUAGACACUCUUCAGAUGCAUAUGACUGUAUAUGAAAACAACAAUAAUUUGUUACAGAUACAUAUUUAAGCUUAUGAGUGUGUAUGUAUAUCUUGUAUUAUAUGAAAGAGUAUUUAUGUAUAAAAUGCUAGAAUAUCUCUGAAAGAAAAUAUUUUUCAAAAUGAUAUAGUAUGUUUUACUUCUUGCGUAAACAGGUACUUUUAGAAGGCCCAUUCUGUUUUGGAUUGUAAUUCUGUGAGUAUUAUCUAAACAUGAGUAGUCAUGCUAGUAUAAUUCACAUACACUAUAGUUCUUCUCAAUUUCCAAUAAAUAUGAGGUAUUGUAAGCAUACAAUAGCACUAUUCUAAUCCUGAUGACCUUAGUAUGUGCAGCUCUUACAGAAUUCUUUAGAAAACAUAAAGAAUUUUAAUCCUUCA
Molecule: messenger RNA, 2808 nt
Organism: Penaeus vannamei (Pacific white shrimp)
Lineage: Eukaryota; Metazoa; Arthropoda; Malacostraca; Decapoda; Penaeidae
Gene: fidipidine
Product: coiled-coil domain-containing protein 93
Biological process (GO): Golgi to plasma membrane transport
Source: RefSeq, a predicted model, not a curated record